AAACGAAGAAUCCGCUUAUGCCUUGAGAAGGCUCUCACUGCUCAGUUCGGACUCCGGAGCAUGGAUUCGAAUCAAACCCACACAGAGGGAAUGGCGCAGCGGCAGCGGCGGCGGUGGCGGGAGAGGCAGCACCUGGCGCGCCUCUGCGAUCUCGUCGCCGACUCCCUCCUCCCCUACCUGGAACCCGAACCGCCGGGGACUCGGCGGCCAGAGCUCUUGAGAGAGGAAGAGCGAUGCGUGCUCCUGAUGCUCGCCCGGGUAAACAAGGCAAUUCGAGGAUGGGACGAGGAGGAGGAGGUGGUGGACGAUGGGGAUGCAUCGGAUGAGAUUGUCUCCUGUUCGGGAGAAGCUCACAGUUGCAGUUUGCCACCAGACCACCACUUUGAUGAUGGGUUUAGCUGCCUGGCCAAUAUAACCUCCAUAUUGGUUGGGUUACAUCAUUUCUGUAGUGACUAUAUUAAGCACUCAGCUGGGAAUAUCUUGAUGGCCAUCUCUAAUUCCCUAAUGAAGUUUGAAGCUGUUUGGAUUCAGUUUGUUGAGCUUGUCUGGGCAGCUAUACAUACAGUAUCCGCUCAUAAUCAUUCUACAAUUGAUGCCACCAAUUGUUCUGGAAAAGUCUCUACUUGUUGUUCCUCUGCUGUGGAAAGCAUAAGUCAAAGCACUAUGACUAGUAGCACCAGUAUUACAAUCUUUAUGGUAGUACUUAAACUACGAUGUGUCAGUAUCAGUAGGCUGAUAAUGACUAGCCUCUUUCGAGUACUACAUACUAUUUUGAAGUUUCUGAAACUCAGUGACUCUGAAUUGAAAGAUGACUUCAUAUGCCUGUCCAUUCAUCAUAUUCAGAAGUUACGUUGGCAUCCUGGUAACCAACUCAUUGCAGGGAAAGUUGUAAGCCUUGUCAAGGAUGACCGAGAUAGUUUUAGUAGAGAUUAUGCACAGCUUGGAUUUGUGUCAGGCAGUCUCCUCCAGCUCGUGUGCUCUUUAGUUGAGCAAAGUGACAUGGAAGACACGGGCCGACGAGAUAUAUUUGUGAAGCUUGUAGAUGUCAUUCCUAGAUUAGUGACUUUCUUACAAGAGAAACAGGAUAUCCCAAAAGGUCUCUCUCAGUAUUAUAAGCACAAAAUUCUGAUGCUAAUGAUGAGACUUAAGCCUCACAUGCAGCAGAAUUGCUCACAUAUUAUUUGUUUGCUGAAAUUACUCCGAGACCACUUCCAGAAUCUUCUUCACGAACCUAUGUCCCGACAUAUCAGUAAACUGGAGAACUGCUUAGAAGGAUCCCCAUUUUUGGGUGAGAUUAAGGAUAAAUCUACUCGACACUUACAAAGGCAGGCUAUGUAUUUGUUUCUUAGCUGCUGUAUAUUCUUGGGUUGCAGUGGAAGUGAUAGUAGACAGAAAUGUUCAUCUAAGAAAGAUGAAUUCGGUCAUGAAGUGCAAGGCUGCAUUGAUCAUUGCAACUAUUUUGGCCUAUCAGAAAUCUCAGACUGGUUUCAGAGAUGUUGCUUAGACAAGAUUUUGGACUCGAAAUCAUCGACAGACAUUGUUCUAUGUUUUCUGCAGUUAUAUAUGGAGGAGGACGAUAUAUUAUUCAUCAUUCUCUUACAGCUUUUGGAUGCUCCACUUAUUUUGUUGGCAAUAGAUAACAUGGAAAGUAAAUGUACUUCUGAACUGAUUGGUGCCAAACUGUUCUCCAUCAUUUUUGACCCAGUUCAUACUUUCCACGUAUUGCUUUCAUUGUUGAGCUAUGAUCACUUGGUGCUUGUUGAUUAUCUCAUAUCAAAAGAUGUAGGUGUGCAUUGUGCCCAGUAUCUAUUACGGUGCUUACGACUGGUGUCCCAGUGCUGGGAUGCUUUUAUUGAUGAUUCAGUUUACGAGGCGCAAAUACAAAAACUCACUUAUAAGAGGCAAAGAACCUUGAAAAACACUAAGUUAGGUUUCUCUCGUGACAAGGGAAGUAAUAGCGAAAAAGAGCUCUUCUUAAGUGCUAAAGUAUGUCUCCUUUCGUUAAAGAGAACAUUGGGAGAUCUUCAUCAGAAGGAUUUAUUCCCUUACAACCCAAAGCCUCUCCUUAAAAGCUUGGCCAGAUUUGAGGAGCUCUGUGAGCAGUGCUGUAACAAUUAAUUUGUGCCUGGUGACACAAUACUUUCUGUGGUUCAAUAUUUGGUAAUCAUAUACUGUAAUUUUCCUUGCUGGUUACAUUGUGUAUAUAUUGGAUUAUUGGUUCAUGGAAUACAUUGUGGCUGAAUCUUACAUAUAAGGAAACUUGAGACGUCAGUUGCACCAAAAGCAGAGUGCUGUUGAUAUUUUCCAGGCUUGUGCUGUAUCCUUAACAACUUGGGCUUAAGGGUUACAAAGCAACCAUUCAGUGUCGUUAUGCUGUUUGAUGCAUAACUGCAGAUGUUAAGGUAUAUUUGUUCUCUGGAUGUGCAACCUUCGCACAGAUGUUUUCCAAUUUCUGGUGGAUCUUGUGCUUGGAGACGGAAGAUGUGUUAAAUCUGCUGUAGCUGCUGUUGAAUUGAGAGAACCAUGCUGAUCUUGCUACCACCCUUCAUGGUCUUGAAAGAAGGCUAGAACAAAGAUAGCACAAAUACCAGGGAACCACGGGUUCAUCAACUAGAAGGAUGAUCGCAAGUUGGCAAUUUGGGGUUUUGUGAUAGCAACGACCUAUCUACUACUAGGUGUUGUGGUGUCGCCUGGUGGAUUUUCCCAUGCUGUUGUUGGGUCUUGUCAGCAAGUUUGAAUGUUCGUUGCAUUUACUCCUGCUCUCGGGGAGCCCUUGUGGGUGAUCUUGCAAUGUUUUUCUUCUUCUAUAUUUAAUGGAUGAGAGCAAGGAGAAAUGAUAAGCACCGUGUGUAUCUCUGUUAUUUGCGUUUAGUGUCUCCAGUGUUUUCCUACUA
This is a messenger RNA of Lolium perenne, 2894 nucleotides long. RefSeq lists its product as uncharacterized. The record is from RefSeq and is a predicted model, not a curated record. Lineage: Eukaryota; Viridiplantae; Streptophyta; Magnoliopsida; Poales; Poaceae.